AUGCCUGCUCAUUUAACUGAAUUUGAAAUCACUUUAGCUCUCCUGUACCUUCACAGGCUAGUUGUCCAGUUGUCGGAGAAAGUCGCGGCCAGACUGGCGUCUGCAUGCGACGUGGAAGGGUGUCCUGCCAUGCCACGCGAAGAAGAUCCAAAGCCAGAAGCGGAGGCAGCGGCCAAAGCAGCAGCAGCCUUUGCUGCUGCGGAGAAGCAAGAACGCGAGGAUACAUGA
This is a messenger RNA of Penicillium longicatenatum, 228 nucleotides long. RefSeq lists its product as uncharacterized. Lineage: Eukaryota; Fungi; Ascomycota; Eurotiomycetes; Eurotiales; Aspergillaceae. The coding region runs from base 1 to 228 and encodes 75 amino acids. The record is from RefSeq and is a predicted model, not a curated record. The transcript is spliced from 2 exons.